AUUAAGCUCAGCCUUCAUAUAACGAAACCCUAAUCUCACUUCCUCAAAAACCCUAGCCUCUACCUCCAUUUUUCUUCCUUCUUCACAGGUAAGCAAAGAGAGAAAAGCAAAAAUGGUGUCUGGUUCAGGAAUCUCCGCAAGGAGGAUAGUGGUUGAUGCUCGUCACCAUAUGCUUGGUAGGCUCUCAUCAAUUUUGGCUAAGGAAUUGCUUAAUGGACAGCGAGUUGUUGUUGUUAGGUGUGAAGAGAUUUGUCUUUCUGGUGGACUUGUUCGUCAGAAAAUGAAGUAUCUUAGGUUCCUUCGCAAGAGGAUGAAUACUAAGCCUUCUCAUGGACCUAUUCACUUCCGUGCUCCGUCGAAGAUCCUCUGGAGGACCAUCCGUGGGAUGAUUCCCCACAAAACUAAGCGUGGAGCAGCUGCUCUUGCCCGCUUGAAGGUUUACGAGGGUGUUCCACCUCCAUAUGACAAAAUCAAGAGGAUGGUCAUCCCUGAUGCUCUCAAGGUGUUGAGACUCCAAGCAGGACAUAAAUACUGUCUCUUGGGUAAGCUUUCAUCAGAGGUUGGAUGGAACCAUUAUGACACUAUCAAGGAGCUUGAGAACAAGAGAAAGGAGAGAGCCCAGGUAGCAUACGAGAGGAGAAAGCAGUUGGCCAAACUCAGGGUUAAGGCAGAGAAGGCUGCUGAGGAGAAGCUCGGUCCUCAACUUGCAGUUAUUGAACCUAUCAAGUAUUAGAGUGUAAACGUAGUUUUUUUAUCGAAGGUGAAAUUUUGCUUGAGAUUGAGAUUUCAACUUAAUCUAUCUUUUAAAGAUGCUACCUGUACUGCAUGGUUCAGUUUUUGCUUCUAGUAAUAUUUGAGCAGACUCAUUGUUUAACUAUCUUUCAAAGUUAUUUAUUUUAUGGUUUUA
This is a messenger RNA of Solanum stenotomum, 907 nucleotides long. RefSeq names its product 60S ribosomal protein L13a-4-like. Gene Ontology annotation, cellular component: ribosome; cytosolic large ribosomal subunit. Lineage: Eukaryota; Viridiplantae; Streptophyta; Magnoliopsida; Solanales; Solanaceae. The record is from RefSeq and is a predicted model, not a curated record. Gene Ontology annotation, biological process: translation; negative regulation of translation. The coding region runs from base 113 to 733 and encodes 206 amino acids. The transcript has 4 exons. Gene Ontology annotation, molecular function: mRNA binding; structural constituent of ribosome.